Capronia coronata CBS 617.96 is the source of this 1482-nucleotide messenger RNA. RefSeq lists its product as uncharacterized. The transcript has 2 exons. The record is from RefSeq and is a predicted model, not a curated record. Lineage: Eukaryota; Fungi; Ascomycota; Eurotiomycetes; Chaetothyriales; Herpotrichiellaceae. Bases 1 to 1482 code for a protein of 493 amino acids.
AUGAUUCGCAAGACUUACGACGCGGCGACGUACAAGAGAGAACGGUCCUAUGAGAGACAUCGACCAAGCUCUGACCAAUCCAGCAAGGGCAGGGGUACUGGUGCAGGAAAGGUUGUCGACACAUCAAGUCACGAGCCAGGCCGAUAUGGCUCCAAGAGCGUCGCCAUCCCUCACAAACCUUAUCCAACUGGCACCUUCAACCCUCGAAAGUCCUCAAUAUCCACCGUUGCUCCCAGUCUCCAGGCCUCGCCCAAACCACCUGCACACCAUGUAAAGACCCACGACAAUGGAGUUCACGCCGCUGAUGGGUUGGACUUGCAUUCCCCUCCAACUGGAUUCCAUGGACAUGGCCGGCCGUACGUCGCUCCUUCACCACUCCAUGUGCCCAAACCACCGAGUGCUCGUGUCCGCGACCGUCAACCCUUGGCACGAGCUCCGGUGCCAGAAGAGUUAACCGACGAGAUGACCGAGCUGCAUCGACGUGAUCACGGUAUUGACCCAGAGGCUGCAAGUACUAGCCACCAAACCAGCGCUGCAAGCAUGUCUCAACCAUUUAAGAUCUUCGGUUUCCCGUUCGCAUUUGCGAGAAGUAUCAAAGCAGCGGUAUUGCCAGUCAACAAAUAUCAGGAGGGGGGUAGCUCUUCAGAGCCUGACUUCAGCACCGACUGUGGCGCUCCUUUUUGCUCCGCAGCAUCACACACGAUGACGAACCCGCUCAGAUACCCUGUCUGGAUGCUCGCAAAGAUCUGCACUUUCAUUGGCAACCGUGGAGUACACGCAAUCGAACCGGCAGACGACCAGAUCGUUCACGUCCAUGGUCUAGUUCCCAAAUCAGCAGCUGAUUCUUUCUCUUCGGAAAGUUCGGGCUACAAUUCAGACCACUUUUCAUCGUACGCAAAUUGGGAAAAGUCCACAGAAGACGACGAUUGGAGUUCUGGAAAGCAGAUGGACCAGACCUCUGCAGCGGCUCUUCACCAUGGAGGCAGUCAACAGGUAUCAACAUCUACCAAACAUCAUGAUCAUGGACUGACGCCCGAUCAGGGGUCCGGUACGAAGCAUCACAACCGUAAGCAUGAGGAUCGGAACGAGGAAAUCUCGCCGCAGAGCGCUUCGACUUCCGGACUGCCAUCGGGACCAACACCUCACGAACUCGGCCACAGCGAGAAAGUCGGCGGCUACGUUCCGAUGAAUGGAAGACCUUUCAAUUCCUCUGCAUCGGAUAGUAGGCUUGUUCCAUUUGUAUCAAUCUUCAGAAGUGCGAUUCUCCCGAUGAGGGCGCUCGGUUGGCCUCUCAAGUCCCACGCUAUGGGUUCUCAGCUCAAUGAACCAGGAAUUGAGCGACGCUGUGGGGAUGUCAAGGGGAACGAUGCCGAAGUUUUCACAGAUGAUAGGACUACACUUAACAAGUCCUUGGGAUUGGGUAGCGCGUUGGUGAGACUGUGGGAAGGAAUGAGAGACUUGGUGGCUCUGGGGAGGGGAUGA